AUGCCCACCGAAAUGAACUCUUCGUUGCUAGAUAACGAAAGCAAUUUAAAUUUGGUGGAUAAGAUGUCGCGUUUGUAUGACAAGUCUCAAAGAAAAGCAACUAAGAAAUUAAUUAUAGCUAGUAUAAUAUGUAUUAUUUUUAUGGUUAUUGAAAUAGUAGCAGCAAUAGUAUCUAAUUCUUUAUCUUUAAUGUCUGAUGCUUCUCAUUUGUUUUGUGAUUUAUUAUCUUUUGCUUUAAAUUUAUUUUCUAUAUAUGUUUCAAGUUUUCAAGGGAACGUAGAUAUGUCUUUUGGUUACCAUAGGGCUGAAAUUAUAGGUGCACUAUUUUCUAUAUUUUUUAUAUGGUCCUUAUCAGCAUAUAUUUUAUAUACAGCUAUAUUUAGAUUAUUUGAUGUACCAAAAGUAAAUGGAUAUAUUAUGUUUGUUACAGCAUUUAUUAGUACGUUAGCAAAUAUAUUUAUGGCAUAUGUUUUACAAGUACAUUCACAUGGAUUUGGAUUUAUGAACGAAAACAAAUGUGGUGAUCAUACACACGAAACAUCUUGUCAUGAUAAUUCUUCUUCCUUAAUUUUAUCAGAUCAUAAGAAUUCUCAUAAUAUGGAAAAUGGGAGUGUUAAGAAGAAUUUUUCAACAAAGAGAUAUAAGAAUAUUAAUAGUGACAUUAUAAUAGAUGAAAACGAUAUAAGAGAUAAUAAAAAUAAUAUUUCUGGAAAUAAAAUAGAUGGAACGUCUUGUAAUUAUGUAACCUUUGAUUAUUAUGAUAACAUGGAGGAAGAUGAUAAAAAUGUAGGACACGUUAAUGAUAUGUCUGAACAAAAUAACAAUUUUAUGAAUAAAGAAAAAUAUAUGAGUAAAAAUGUUUAUAAUAGUACGAAUAAGAAUUCUAAUAAUUCCUCCUCUAAAGGUAAAGCAAGUAACAUCCAACAAAAUAAUCUAAAUAAUAAUAAUAAUAUAAAUAAUAAUAUAAAUCAUAAUAAUAAUACAUAUAAUCAAAUAAAUGAUGAAAAAACAAAAAGGAAAAAAAAAAGUUGUUGUGAUGUAGAGAAAGUAGAAGAAGAUGAUUUACAAAAAGAUCAUGCUUAUAUUAUAGAAAGUGAAUAUUGUGAUGAUAUAUUAGAUAAUCAUAAUCAUACACAUGAAUCUACAAAUCAUGAUCAUAGUCAUAAUGAUAUAAAUAACAUUAGUUUAAAAACAGCUUAUCUACAUGCACUUAGUGAUUUAUUACAAAAUGUAGGAGUUAUGAUUGCAUCAUUAUUUAUAUGGUAUGAUCCUAAAUAUUCAAUAGCCGAUCCUAUAUGUUCAAUUAUAUUUUGUUGUAUUGUUUUCUCAACAACUAUAUCAGUAAUUAAAGAAAUAUUAAAUAUAUUAAUGGAAGGUACACCUGUAAGUAUUAAUUUGAUAGAUCUUAAAAAUGAUUUAUUAAAAAUACCAGGUGUAUUAGAUGUACAUGAUUUGCAUGUAUGGUCCUUGUCUAUUGGAAAACCAGCAUUGGCUUGUCAUAUAGUUGCUAGCAAAACAUAUUCUCAUAGUGUAUUAAAUGACGCUACCUUACUAUGUCAAAAUAAAUAUAAAAUAUUACACACAACAGUCCAAACGGAUUACUCUUCAAACAGAUCGAAUUGUGAAACUGAAGCUCACCUUAAAUGUUCCACAUUGAAAGGGGAUACUUAA
Molecule: messenger RNA, 1671 nt
Organism: Plasmodium falciparum 3D7
Lineage: Eukaryota; Apicomplexa; Aconoidasida; Haemosporida; Plasmodiidae
Gene: CDF
Product: cation diffusion facilitator family transporter
Biological process (GO): monoatomic cation transport; transmembrane transport
Cellular component (GO): membrane
Molecular function (GO): monoatomic cation transmembrane transporter activity
Source: RefSeq, a predicted model, not a curated record